AAAUAUGUACUGCACUCUCCAAGGUUCCUAGACCCAACAUAAAUAUAAGAAUCAAUAUGUAAAGCACUCUCCCAUUCCAUCACCACGAACCCACUGUACACGGCAGUGCAUGACUCCCGUUGGAGGUGCUCCACCACCUAUCCAUCCAUACAAAAACCCAAUUGCGAUAUUUAUAAUUCUUAGAAGGGAUAAUGGGUCAGGGGCUGAGUUGCAGAACAAGUGAGGAGCAGGGACUGUUCAGUGCAGUGCAGUUGGGGGAUUUUGAGAAUGUUGAGACUGUUUUGGAAAGGGAUCCAACUCUUAUUCAUCAUUUCACAGUGUACGAUCGCCACUCUGCUUUGCAUAUUGCUGCUGCUAAUGGUCAGACCGAGGUGGUCUUCUUGAUUCUUUCUAUGCUCUUGGACCGAUCUGUCAAUCCCGAUUUAUUGAAUCGCCACAAGCAGACUCCAUUGAUGUUGGCUGCAAUGCAUGGAAAGAUCUCAUGCGUGAAAAAACUCAUUGAAGCUGGGGCGAAUAUUUUAAUUUUCGAUUCACUAAAUGGAAGGACUUGCUUACACUAUGCUGCUUAUUAUGGUCAUUCUGAUUGCCUUAAAGCUAUUCUUUCGACUGCUCGCACCUCCCAGGUGGCUGUUUCAUGGGGAUAUGCUCGUUUUGUGAAUAUUAGAGAUGGUAAAGGAGCAACACCUCUGCACUUGGCAGCCCGUCAAAGACGGCCCGAAUGUGUUCAUUUAUUAUUAGACAAUGGCGCUCUUGUCUGUGCUUCAACCAGUGGAUAUGGCUUUCCAGGCAGCACUGCCCUUCAUUUGGCUGCAAGAGGUGGUUCUCUUGAUUGCAUCCGUGAAUUGUUGGCAUGGGGCGCUGAUCGAAUUCAAAGAGAUGCAUCUGGGAGAAUACCUUAUGUAGUGGCUCUACGGCAUCACUAUGGAGCAUGUGCGGCUUUGCUGAAUCCUUCGUCGGCAGAGCCUCUUGUCUGGCCGUCGCCUUUGAAGUUCAUAAGGGAGCUUAAUCAGGAGGCAAAAGCUCUGUUGGAACGCGCUUUAAUGGAGGCUAACAGAGAGAGGGAAAAGGCCGUCCUGAAGGGAACAGUUUAUUCACUACCAUCUCCAUCGCAUUCUGAUUUUGGACUUGAUGACAAUGUAUCCGAGGCAAGUGAUACAGAUCUUUGCUGCAUAUGUUUCGAUCAAGAAUGUACGAUUGAGGUUCAAGAAUGCGGCCACCAGAUGUGCGCGCAAUGCACACUGGCCUUGUGCUGCCAUAACAAGCCCAACCCAACAACGACAUGUCCUUCCAUGCCAGUUUGCCCGUUCUGCAGAAGAAACAUUGUACAGUUAGUUGUUGCCAAGGUUAAACCUGAAAAUGAAAUAGACCAUGAUGUGAACUCCUCAAAGCUGAGAAGGUCUAGAAGGUCCCGCAACUUCAGUGAGGGCAGUAGCAGCUUCAAAAGUUUAUCUGCAGUCGGUUCAUUCGGGAAAAUGGGGCAUGGCUCUGGCAGAAUUGCUGCUGAAAACGAAUUUCUUGAUAAGCUAGAGCCUUGAUACAUAGCUCCAUUUGGUACCAAGAAUUUGUAUAUUUGGAAAAUAUAAGCAAAUGAAAGUAUAUUGUUCGUGGGGAUUGGUUUUAAUAAUUCGACGUGGAGAAGUUUAGGGUUUUUCAAUCGGAAGAAUUUAUUUUUAUUUUCAGUUUUUAAGUUUGUAAAAUAUUCUUCACUGUGUGGUGAUACCUGUAAUGCAAACGUGAGAUUGAUGCAAGUAAUAUAUGUAUUAUUUUAUUCA
Molecule: messenger RNA, 1772 nt
Organism: Olea europaea var. sylvestris
Lineage: Eukaryota; Viridiplantae; Streptophyta; Magnoliopsida; Lamiales; Oleaceae
Product: putative E3 ubiquitin-protein ligase XBAT31
Exons: 8
Coding region: 192-1535 (447 amino acids)
Molecular function (GO): protein binding
Source: RefSeq, a predicted model, not a curated record